Molecule: messenger RNA, 4651 nt
Organism: Haplochromis burtoni (Burton's mouthbrooder)
Lineage: Eukaryota; Metazoa; Chordata; Actinopteri; Cichliformes; Cichlidae
Gene: sox4b
Product: SRY-box transcription factor 4b
Exons: 1
Coding region: 596-1840 (414 amino acids)
Biological process (GO): anatomical structure morphogenesis; cell differentiation; positive regulation of transcription by RNA polymerase II
Molecular function (GO): RNA polymerase II cis-regulatory region sequence-specific DNA binding; DNA-binding transcription activator activity, RNA polymerase II-specific
Source: RefSeq, a predicted model, not a curated record
GGGGGCCGGGCCGUGAGGGCUGCUUGAAACGCGACUGUAGUUGAUGGGAGGCGGACAGUGUAACUCGCUCUAGCUGAUUUUUUUCUCCCUUACACAGCAUGCAUGGCUUUUGUUUCUGAUGCAGAGAAAAGCACUUACCCUACACACUGUACUUGGGAGCCCUUUGUAAGUGCCCGAGCGCACAGUGUGGCACCCGGUCUGCGCUCUGCAGCUGCAUAGACUGUGCUCAGUGGCCCCCACGGCUAAACUGGUUUUUAUAACAGAAGGGGAGACUGAGAGACUGAUUACAGGGUACACAGUGGAGACUGGGCUACCAUCCGUGCUGUUUUAAACGCCAACAGAAGCUGGAAAUUAAACUUUUUUUUCUUUUUACGCAUCUAGCCCACUGAGGCUACUCUGGACUGAAGUGUUGCCGAGUUUACUGCGCAUCUCAGGAGUGAAUUAUUUCUUGCACUGGCUUUUACUCGGCUCAAACUGUGAAGAGGAGGAGAGAAAAGAGCUGAGUUUGCUUUAAUAGUGAAUCAGAGGAGCAAGGAGAGAGGGAGAGAAAGAGCAAGCACACCGCUCUCCCCCUCUGUCUGCACAGCUGGGCAGCAUGGUGCAGAAAAUGAGCCACACAGAGAGCACCACCGAGGCGCUGUCCUUCUUCGCCGGGGACUCGAGCUCCGACUCCGGGGCGUGCAUGGACCUUGAAACGGCCGCUUCGCCUCUCUCCCCGGGCUCCACCGCUUCUUCGACCGCCGGCGACAAGUUGGGAGACAACCCGGCGUGGUGUAAAACUCCCAGCGGUCACAUCAAGAGACCCAUGAACGCGUUCAUGGUGUGGUCCCAGAUAGAGAGGAGAAAAAUCAUGGAGCAGUCCCCGGACAUGCACAACGCCGAGAUCUCAAAGAGGCUGGGUAAGCGGUGGAAACUGCUCAGAGACAGCGACAAGAUCCCCUUCAUCAGAGAGGCGGAGCGGCUCAGGCUGAAGCACAUGGCGGACUAUCCCGACUACAAGUACCGGCCAAGAAAGAAGGUAAAAUCGAGCGCAUCCAAGCCCGCAGGAGAAAAGGGGGAAAAGCUCAACUGUAGCUCCAACAACACCAGCACUAAGACGUCCUCCUCUUCGAGGAAGAACGGAUCCAAAUCACCCAGCAGCAGCAGCAAACCCCACAAAUCACUUUUCGGGAGCAGCAGCAAUAGCACCAAAGCAUCAAUGUUUGCCUCUGAGCACCCAGCAGAGCACCACCACAACUCUCUCUACAAGUCCAAGUCCGUCUCCUCCUCAGUAGCCAAGCAGAUACCUGAUGGCAAGAAGCCCCGACGAGUGUACGUGUUGGGGAGCAGCGGGACUAGCUUGAGCGUGAGCCCGGCGUCUUCCGUCGUGGUCCCGGCCAGCCCGACGCUCAGCAGCUCGGCGGACUCCAGCGACCCGCUCAGCCUGUACGAGGACGCGGCCAGCGGCAGAGAGGAGGGUGCGGACUCCCCCGGCAGCAGCGGCAGCUUGGGCGGCUCUUCGGAGCGCCACGGUGGGCACACGUACAGCAGUCGGCGGGCUUCCUCGCCUACCCCCUCCGGCUCUCACUCCUCCGCCUCGUCGCACUCCUCCUCGUCCUCCUCGGAGGACGAAGAGUUCGAGGACGACUUGCUCGACAUCAACCCGAGCCCCAGCUUUGAUAGCAUGUCGCUGGGGAGCUUUGGCUCCUCGGUGCUGGACAGGGACUGGGAUUUGAACUUUGAGUCCGGCUCCGGAGGGUCCCACUUCGAAUUCCCCGACUACUGCACACCCGAAGUCAGCGAGAUGAUCUCCGGGGAUUGGCUAGAGUCCACCAUCUCCAACCUGGUGUUCACGUACUGAGAAAGGCAAGAGACGACCGGUAACAACCUGAAAGCAAAUUAAUAAUAAUAACGAGAAGAAGAAUGAAACCACAAACAGAAACGGGGACAUAAGUGGGCGCAAUAGUUUGUGUUAUAGGUUUAACUGCAUCAGACUAUUAAAGCCCCGCUGAAACUACCCCCCAGUCCUUUCUCGUCCCCCAAAAUAGGCAAGAGGCUGCAUAUCCUUGGAGAGCUAAACUUUAAAGCAAAUAAAUGCCUUUUCUAGGCUACUUUUCUUUGGAUGCGUCGACUGUGGGACUUAAUACCAACACGACAGUGAAGGGGGUGAAGAAGAAGAAGAAGAGGAAGUAGUACUGGAGACUGAAAACGCUCAGUCGUGGACUGUUUUGAACUGAACAACUUUACUGUGAUUGAUUUGCACGUCGUUCACUUAAUCAAUGUUGUUGACGAUUUAGCAAAAGAAAGAAAGGAAAAAAAAGAGACAUUUUGCAACUUUUUACCAAUCGCCAGGUGAACUUCACCACUAAAAAGGUACAGAAAUGGGACUGCCGUGCGACAUUUUUUGUUGUUGUGGUGUGUCACUAAAGAGGGAUUUAAAAAAAAAAAAGAAAAAAAAGUGAAACCAAGGUGGGUUGGAGUUUUUUUUAAAUUUUUUUUCUAAGUCGACUAUUUUCUCAAAAAGCAAAAGGAAAAAACACGUUAAGCAUGAUAGCCUACUUUGUUCCUAUCUUGUGCUGAGAUUUUCUGUGAGACUGUCGAGCAGUUUAAAAACUAGUAUUAGGGUUAUUUAAAUGGAUAGGUGGCGCUCGCUUCGGUUCUUCUCUUUAAAAGAAAGAAAGGAAAAAACGGACAUUGAAAUAAUCACCAGCUGUUGUAAUUUUUCAGACUUCAGGAUUCAAACGCAACUUCAAAUCUGUGCUGAACUUUAUACACAUGUUCUCUAUGAUUCAGGACCAAAAUUCUUUUAAUAUUUUCGAGAUUUUAACUAUAGAGAAAUCCUCAUCGGUUUCUCUCUCUUCUUUUCCCCUUUUCUCCUCCAUCCUUUGAGCUUUGUUUUGUACAUGUAUUCAGAUGCCAUUUUAUAUGGGAUGUUGUAUUUAUAUACUGGGCCAAGCAUUUUUGACUUGAUCAUUUUUUAAUUUCUUGUAUACAUGAUCUAGUCCUGUAUUAUUAUUAUUUUCUUACACGAUUGUUUGUCAGUAUGUCUGUGUCUGUCACAUUUCCUUCUCAGGCGAAGGGCUAGAGUUUAAAAAAACACACAACUUUUGAUUUCUUUUUUUAUAUUUAAAUGUACACACUUUUGGACACUUAAAAAGAGAGGAAACAGUUUGAUUAUUUUCUCAGUGUAUUUUUGUACAAAUCUAUAUAGAAAGUGGGGGAGUCAACAAUCGGUGUGUGUAGCCUACUAAUACAGCUGUAUUGGAUUUUCUAAUUUUUAAUACCACCGGCAGGCUGCUUUUCAUGCUGCCUUCAAGUGCUUACAGUAAGCUCGUGUGCUCUAAGGUUUUGUUGCCUGUCCAAACGUUUUCCCCACAUUUUUUCUUUCUUUUUUCUUUUUUUUCUUUCGCAAAAACAGGCAACAAAACAGACCUUUUAACCGCGGUGCCAAUUGUUUUUGAUUUUAGAAAUCAAAGGCACCAAACUACAUUUACCUACUGACGAAAUGAAGGAGCCCUCGUGGCUCAGGUGUGUAAUUCAUGUUUUACUUCAGUAAACAGGCAAACUUUGCGUGUCUUUUACCAGCAUAUGCUCUUAAGACUUCUCUGAUAUCCAGUCCCUAAAUAUUUCAAUAUCCUGUAUUGACCGUAGCCUGCAGGCAUGACAUGCUUAACUUCUAAGGAUUUAAUUGCGAUUUGCCCGACAGCACUUGAAAGCAGCAUCAGCCUUUGUAUCAGCCUACCUUCAACGUUUACAGUGCCAGACUGCAGGCUCCUUAAAGACACAGGAACGCAUUGUUUCUGCAGGCUAUUCCUGUGGGCCAUGUGGGUUUAAGAGCAUCACUAUCUUGAGCAGCCACUUUGCUUUUGCAUUUCCUGUCAAAUAUCUUGCCUGUGACAACAACAAGGAGAUUGUAGCUUUAAAUUUGACUUAUUUCUUGAUGUUUUCAUUAACUGAUGUCACAUUUGCCAAUCAACCACUGGAUUGAAAUAGCACUAGCGUUGCAGCAAGUAAACAACAAGGAUGAUAACAUCAAGCGUAUUCAAAUUUCAGACUUGAGUUCUGCAAACACCUACUUGUACUGCGUUUCUCAUUGUAUUUGAAUAUAUAAUCUUUUCUACUUGUGGGCUAACUAUUAGCUAAUAAUUGUUUUAGUAUCUUUAUGGCAUGGUGAAUAGCAUUUGUAUUUCAGAUUCAGGUUAUUAGCUGUUGUGUUUUUCAGAAAAAAAUGGAAAAAAAUGAGGAAAAGCGAUGAAACGUGAACUCGGUCUUUGUAUAUUUGACUGUAUCAUAAAGCAAAAAGAUUGUGUGUUUAUGUACGUUGUUGCUAUCGAGGACAGGCACUGUCUAGAGCUGCCAUCUUUUACACAUCAUUACCUACAUUCGAGGUGGUCAGUUCAGACUGUUUUUUUAUAUAUAAAUAUGAAAGCAUUUUUAAAUAUAUUAACUUUAUUUUUCAUCCAUCCUGUGCAAUAUGAUGUGUAGAAUUAUCAUUUAUUGUCUCUAAUCAUGCCAUAAACAAAAGUACCCACCCUCUUUUUGAGUCUCAGAGAAAAGGGGCGGGGACUCAUGCCAGCUAAAUUGUGUCCAUUCACUGCCUGUCAGAUUGUUGAUACAAACUUGUGUACAGAACUUUUUCAAGGAAGGAAAUAAAUAUCAGCUGGAACUGAAA